Trypanosoma brucei brucei TREU927 is the source of this 663-nucleotide messenger RNA. RefSeq names its product ribosomal P protein AGP2beta-1, putative. NCBI's taxonomy places the organism in Eukaryota, Euglenozoa, Kinetoplastea, Trypanosomatida, Trypanosomatidae. The record is from RefSeq and is a predicted model, not a curated record. Bases 1 to 663 code for a protein of 220 amino acids. The transcript has a single exon.
AUGGCGCUGCAGUUGAAUAAAGACAAAUAUAAUACAAAUGAACUUAGCAUGGCUUCUCUAGUUGCACUUUGCUCAGAUUGCAAGAGACUUUGCGUCGAGAAGACCGGCAGAAUGGUAGAGAACAUGAGUCGGGCCCCACGUGGUUGGGAAGAAGAAUAUACGUCGGCUGCUGAGAAGCGCCGGGGGGAAGACUACGAGUUGUGCCACAGUCGCUGUCUUCGUGUAACGUCGGUUUGUCCAUCACCAACAGCUCUCGAGUGGUUUGAGUCUUUGGGAUACAGAAGAGUGGCGGAGAUGUCCCCAACGGAUGGAAUUCCCACAAUUCAGCAGGUGUCGAGGUGCGAAUACGCCCUCACAGAUUUCACCAAUGUGCUGUUUUCUCUGGCCCAUAAGCCGAGCAAGGUCAUGUUUGACAAAGUUAAUCCCAAAACAGGGGAGAGGUUGGAUAGGGAGGUGGGAGGCGAAUCUUCGGAUAUCAAGAAGCCAGUGCUUGGGGCUGGGUCAAUUGAUGAGGCAAUUUUGAAUCGCUGGAGCUCCCCCAAACGGGGGCGUAGGGAUAUGGAAGACUUAGGUCUUAUUCGAUCCCCGCAUGAUUCGACCCAAUUUAAGCGUGAACUGGAAAGGCAGGACAUGAAGGUGGGAGGUACAACACCAAGGUGGUGA